AUGAAGCUCUAUGAGAUUGAGAUUGAUUUCAGUUACCAAUCUCUCUGCCUUCUUCUCCAGAUUGUCAAGAUUCCAGAAUUUCGUCACAACAUUAACACGAUAUUCUUCCGCACAUUUGGCAUCAUGCCCCCUCCAAAAGAUGAGAUUGAUGAAUGGGAGUGGUAUCGAGAUCAUGUCGAAAGAAAAGAGCGAGACGAUUACGAGCGAUCAAGUGAAGCUAUUUACCUCCUUACUGAAAUUCUACGGUACCUAUCCGACGCAAGGGAACUCUCUAUGAUGGAACUCCUCUCCAACUACAACGUUGUUGUGUUUAAGGCCAUGGACCUAGCGCAGUUCCCAAAACGCACGCUUUUCUAUCUUAUUGAACCAAGACGUGUGCUGGAUCAAAAGUACGAGGAGUUUGGGCGAUCAUCUGCUUCAUUCGCGCGUUACAUGAAGUGGACUACUAUUAUGCAUCAGACCCCACAAGUUGAGUGGCAUAGGUUUGUGGCCGACGCCGUCGCCCCGAACGGAGGCGAAGACGAAGGACCACGAGAGACCGCAGCAGAACGCAGGAUCAGAAAAGCAGAUGAGUACGAAGACGCAAUCGACGAAGGCUACCAUGUUCGCGAUUACCGACUCAACGACCCCCAUGUCGCAAGCUUCUUUCACGGCCUAAGUACUGUCCCACACUUGUACAUUGACGGCUGCGAUCGGUUCCCCCGGCUACGUUUCUGCAACGCUUGUAACGACAUCUUCGCUUACAGCAUCAUUAGAGUACCGUUCACUCAACUCACCACACUCGAAAUCGGACACAUGUACGUCAGCGGCGGUCGUCUUCAACAUUUCAUCAAACGUCACUCUCAUACACUCAAGAACAUUGAAUUUGAUGGCACAAUCCUGACCGAUGGCUCUUGGAAAACCAUCGCACGAGUUCUCAGACAGAUCUCCGGUCUUGAGCACCUCAGGCUUCUGAACGAUCUUUGCCAGAAGGCAAACGCUCAUCCAACCAAACGUCGACCUCAGAAGUAUGUGCCUUACGAUGGUUGGCGUACGCCGUUUGAUACUCACGCGGCUGUUCGUCGUUUUCUGAAGGAUUUUAUCAAGUUCUUUUCGACGUCCAGGUAUGUGUAUAAGCGUGUGCCUCUCCGGCCUUUGCCACAGUAUUACAAGGUUGAUCUCUUUCACUUGCCGUCUAGGUAG
Molecule: messenger RNA, 1182 nt
Organism: Alternaria incomplexa
Lineage: Eukaryota; Fungi; Ascomycota; Dothideomycetes; Pleosporales; Pleosporaceae
Exons: 1
Coding region: 1-1182 (393 amino acids)
Source: RefSeq, a predicted model, not a curated record